Messenger RNA from Schizophyllum commune H4-8, 2320 nucleotides. RefSeq lists its product as uncharacterized. Gene Ontology annotation, molecular function: nucleoside transmembrane transporter activity; symporter activity. Gene Ontology annotation, biological process: nucleoside transmembrane transport. Gene Ontology annotation, cellular component: membrane. The transcript is spliced from 7 exons. The coding region runs from base 160 to 1923 and encodes 587 amino acids. Lineage: Eukaryota; Fungi; Basidiomycota; Agaricomycetes; Agaricales; Schizophyllaceae. The record is from RefSeq and is a predicted model, not a curated record.
CGGCUACUAUUGAAACGGUGCAUAUGGCACGACGCGUAAGAUCUCGACGCUACAUAUGGUCCGUGGCGCGGGACUAUAAAAGUGCUCGCGGAUGGAUCCACCGCUUUUGGAGCUUGCCUUCACGCCGCCAGGCCCGUCCCCCUCUCCCUACCCUCGGAUAUGUCGUCGCCGGCACCCAUCCACGAACUGCCCGCGACCUCUAGCGCGACGCCCGAGGCACAGGCCGCUCACCGCAAGCCCUCGCUGAGCGCGUCGUCGUACUCCAACGAGAAGCAGCAGGUAGACCCCGAGGUCAUCCUUGCGAAGGAGCUCGCGAAGGACUCGGAGGAGGUUGAGGCUGCUCGCGAGCGUCGUCGGGCGGCUUACACCCGCCUGCGCCCAUUUAUCUUGGUCGGACUCAUCGUCUUGAUCGGAGGUUGGUGGAUCAGCGCGACUAUCCUCCCCGCUACAAGGCAUCGAUGGAUCGUACAGACCUUCUGGGCUUGGUUCUUCAUCCUCGUGAUCGCCUUCCGCUUCAUUCCCAAUUCUGUGGUGACGCGCCCGGUCGAGGCUGUAUGGAUCCCCUGUGUCCAGAAGCCCUGGUUCAGCCUGCCAUACUACGUGCGCCUCGCCAUCGGCUGGGUCUGCCUCCUCGGGAUCGUCUUCGGCUCUGCGUUCGGGUUCCCCCUCGAGCAGAACUCGACUUAUGGUGAUCGCGCUAUCUCCGUCCUCGGCCUCUUCGUCUUCCAGUGCGGCUUCUGGCUCUCGUCGAAGCACCGCAAGCAGGUCCCUUGGCCCACCGUCAUUGUCGGCCUCUUCCUCCAGCAGGCGAUCGCACUCUUCGUGCUCAAGUCCAGCGCCGGCUUUGACAUCUUCAGCUGGAUCGCCACCCUCGCCGCCGACUUCUUGGAGCAGUCCCAGGCCGGCUCAGGUUUCUUCUUCGAUGCAGAGACCACCGCGAAGGGGUGGUUCUUCGUCAACACACUUGGUGCCAUCAUCUUCUUCAUCGCUUUCGUGCAGAUGAUGUACUACCUCGGCGUCAUGCAGUGGUUGAUCAAGAACUUCGCCUGGUUCUUCUUCAAGAUCAUGAACGUCUCUGGCGCUGAGGCCGUUGUCGCGGCCGCAUCCCCCUUCAUCGGCCAGGGCGAGUCGGCUUGUCUUGUCAAGCCCUACGUCGACCUCAUGACGGAGUCCGAGUUGCACCUCACCAUGACUUCCGGAUUCUCCACCAUCGCCGGAUCUGUGUUGUCUGCGUACAUCAACAUGGGUGUCCCGCCGCAGAACUUGGUCACUGCGUCCGUGAUGUCUAUCCCGGCGUCGAUCUCUAUCUCGAAGAUGCGUAUGCCCGAGACUGAGGAGCCCGUUACUCGUGGACAAGUCAUUGUUGACCGUGGUGAUGGCGAUGCGCAUCCACCGGCCAACGCUAUGCACGCCUUCUCGAAGGGCGCGGUCUUUGGUCUCAUUGUCGCCGGCCAGAUCCUCACGAAUGUGUUGACCGUGCUCUCCCUCGUCUCGAUGAUCAACGGCUUGAUGACCUGGAUAGGACGCGGUUUCGGCCUCCACGACGCCCACGCACUCACCCUCCAACUCGUCAUUGGCUACAUCUUCUACCCCAUCACUUUCUUCAUGGGCGUGCCACGCAACGAGAUCCUCACCGUCGCGCGCCUGCUCGCCACAAAACUCGUCGAGAACGAAUUCUCGGCGUACAUGGAGCUGCAGACGAUCAUGGGCAGCGACAACCCGCUCUCCGCGCGCGCCUACACAAUCGCGUCCUACUCCCUCUGCGGCUUCGCCAACCUGGGCUCCCUGGGCAUCCAGAUCGGUGUCCUGGGCGCGAUGGCGCCGAGUCGGAGCGGCAUCAUCGCGCGCACGGCGGUGUCGGCGAUGAUCUGUGGCUUCAUCUCGACGUUGCAGACCGCUGGGAUCGCGGGAAUGCUCGUGUAGAUAACUUAUAAUGAUGUAGAAUAAGUAGUCCUUGUGAUUCUCCUUGGGGUGCACUUGCUUGGGAUGGGACGGGACGUCGUCUUCAUGAGACGACCUACUUAUUUAAUGUACGCUUGCGCUAUGUGUAAUGUACUCACUAUUAGGGAGCUUGAAAUCCGUGUUGAAAUCUCGCUCUGAGCGAAGAAAGAUUCGUAAUGCAUAUGCGUACACUGUCCUGUGUUGUGGCGCCUAUCAGGCCCCUUCUACGUGCGCUUCGCAGUUUAUCGCCGACACAGUGCGAUCCACUCCCAGUGCAGGCCUCAGCCUUCUCAUAGAGGCUACUAGUAUCCAGCUUGCCCACUUAUCCAACGACUGACAGCCAAUGAUCAAGACAUCUAGAAGCCCGCCUCUGAGCUGG